AUGUUGGAUAAAUCAAGCGGUUACUGUUCAUUGGAUUACGAUGUACCGGUCACAAGACCCACCAAAAUUAAUAAGAAACUCUAUGCCAAAGCUCUGUACGACAAUGCGGCUGACUCACCCGAUGAAUUGGCCUUUCGCAAGGGCGACAUAUUGGCCGUUUUGGAACAGGACACUGAUGGCUUAGUCGGUUGGUGGUUGUGUACAUUACGCGGCCGUCAGGGUCUUUGUCCUGGUAAUCGUUUAAGAAUUUUAAAUUCAUACGAUUCCGGUUGUUUCUCCCCCUCACCAUCCUCUUCACCCUGUCCCUCACUGGCAGCCAGUACAGCCACCCUAAACAGCUCGAUCUGCUCAGCGGAUAUCUAUGAGAAUACAUCGAUACUGAGUGGUUCCGGUAGCAGUGGCAUCAGUUCGAAUUGUAGCAGUGGGCCAAGUGUUGGUGGCGGUGGCCACGGAGGUAAUGGUAUUAGUGCCAGUCAAACACAACUGAAUACAACAACAAACACAUCGUCGUCAUCAUCAUCAUCAUCGGCCACAAAUUUGCAGCAACGACAUGGCACACGAAGGUCAUGGCAUGUGUCACCCAACAAGGUCAUUACACCACAACGGCAUGGUGAUGUAUAUAUCUACAAUAUACCCCAGCAACAAUUGCACCAACAACAGCAGCAACAACACCAUCACCAUUUGUCACAGUCACAAUCCCAUAUCCAGCAGCAGCACCACCACCACCAACAAAUCUACCAAAAUCUUCCCAAUCGCUCAUUAAGUCACGAAUUCGACACCUACGACAUACCCAAACCCGCUGUACCCGUUAAUUACGACACACCGCGCAACAUUCAGCGUAACAUGGCCCACUUGCAUGCUGCCGCCAUGAAAGCCGCCUGCUCCACUCCAAUUCAGGAAGAAAAUUAUGAUGUGCCAAGACCAUUGAAUUCGUUGCUGCAACAUCAGCAUACCCUGACACCGAGCAGUUCGAACUCCUCACUGCUGACCAGUGACAGCUUGUCGUUGUCAUUUUCAUCAUCGAAUCGUUCAUCGUUGGCGAAUAUGCCCGAUUAUGAUAUACCGCGUCGUAAUCCGUUGCCGGUGAGAGCAGUGCUGCAACAGCAGCAGCAACAACAACAGCAGAGACCCUCAUCGAGAGCCUCGGUGAAUGGUAAUUGUUCGACCUAUGAUUUCCCCAUCGCGACAAAUGGUGUGGAUAAAAAUGCCACCGUUACCAAAGAGCUACCACUGGAAUUGUCCUCGGCAUUGGAAACUCUGGCCAAACUGCAAUCGGAAACGACAACGGCAAUAACCAGACUUCUGGCCUUUGUCUCACCCGACUGGCGUAGCCGUGAAAAAUUUGAACCUGUCCUUAUGGAGGUGAAAUUGGCCGCAGUACGUCUGCGUACCGCCCUACAUGAUUUGGCGGAGUUUGGUGAGGGUGCCUUGGGCAAUGCCUCCAAAUCUGAGGAUCGUACGCUGGCACAAAAACUAAAACCCAUUAUUCGGGCACUGCGGGAUGCCAAUAAAUUGGUGCAAGAAUCCUGUGAAGUUCUGGAGGCCAACGGUGGUUGGUCCUUAGAUCAAUUGGUGCGUAACGAUGACAAGGGAACGUGUAAAUCUCCCGAUAGCUUAGAUCGCCUUAUAGCCUGUGCUCAAACCCUCACCGAAGAUGUUCGGUCCACAACUUCGUUUAUUCAAGGCAAUGCUUCGUUGCUGUUCAAAAGGCAAUUGAAUGAGGUGAUCGAGGAAUCAUCGGCCAUUAAUCAAACGUCAACUUCGGUGCCUCACACACCCACCGCCAAUGAUCCGACAGAUCACAGCCAUGCUGACUGGUUGGAGGAUUACGAUUAUGUCUCGUUCGAAUCGAAAGAGGCAGCGGCAAGGAAAAAUUCCUCACUACGUGAAAAUAUUCAGGAUAAUUUGAAAAAUAAAUUCGACACGGAAUUGAAAAUAGCUGAGAACACUGUCCUGACCAUGGCCAAUAAUGCCCAGCAGACGACACCUUCCACGCCCAGUAAUGGGAAAAAGUUGCAAACGGAAAUGACCGACAAGGAUAAAAUGUUGGUACGCUAUUAUGCAGUGCAAAUCUCCACCCACAUGGGUAAUCUGCGCCAGGCCAUUGACUCCUUCCUCGAGACAGUGGAGAAAAAUCAACCACCCAAAUUUUUCAUUGCCUAUGGGAAAUUUGUGGUGGUGAGUGCUCACAAUUUGGUCACCAUUGGUGACAUUGUUCAUCGCAACGUUUCCAAAAUCGAUUUGAAAGAGAAAAUCCUCCGAUGUACCAAUAAUCUGGCGGAGGCCUUAAAAACCUGUGUACUAAAAUCCAAACAGGCAGCUGCUCAUUUUCCCAGUGUAACAGCUGUUCAGGAAAUGGUCGAUUCCGUGGUGGAUAUCAGCCAUUUGGCUUCGGAUUUGAAAACCGUGAUGUUGCAUGCCGUGCAAUUGACAACUUAA
Molecule: messenger RNA, 2439 nt
Organism: Musca vetustissima
Lineage: Eukaryota; Metazoa; Arthropoda; Insecta; Diptera; Muscidae
Gene: p130CAS
Product: breast cancer anti-estrogen resistance protein 1
Exons: 5
Coding region: 1-2439 (812 amino acids)
Biological process (GO): cell migration; cell surface receptor protein tyrosine kinase signaling pathway
Cellular component (GO): plasma membrane; cytoplasm
Molecular function (GO): protein binding
Source: RefSeq, a predicted model, not a curated record